UGCUCAAGUCUGUUUGAUCAAACAUGGCCACCAUAACGAGUCUAACAAAAUCUGUGGCUGAGCAUUGCAUGAAGAAAUCCAAAACCUAUUGGUAUAAACCUUCUCAUCCAUUGCUAAACUUGUUAGUUUCAGAAGAAAAUUUGAACCAACCUCAUCAGUACCGGAGCCGUAGAACUCUCAUUCUGGAAUCCGCUUCCUCUGAAUCGGUCAAACUUCAGCGACUCUCCGACUCUGAUUCUGGAAUUAUUGAAGUUAGUUUAAACAGGCCUGGAGCUAGAAAUGCGAUUGGAACGGAACUACUGAGAGGCCUAAAGCAUACAUGUGAAACUAUUAGUGAGGAUUCUUCUGCUAAUGUUGUAAUGUUGUAA
Messenger RNA from Mangifera indica (mango), 368 nucleotides. Its product is annotated as probable enoyl-CoA hydratase 2, mitochondrial. Bases 24 to 368 code for a protein of 114 amino acids. The transcript has 2 exons. NCBI's taxonomy places the organism in Eukaryota, Viridiplantae, Streptophyta, Magnoliopsida, Sapindales, Anacardiaceae. The record is from RefSeq and is a predicted model, not a curated record.